GCUUUUUCUUCACAACCCAUUAGGGCAUUUUCCUUGGAUUCUCUUCUUAAUUAAGCUCAGUGGUGGUUCAACAAUGGGGGAAGCUGCUGAUUUCACACACUCAAAGAAGCACAGCCUUCUUCUUCAUGAGCAUGAGGAGAAGCACUUCAUGUCCAGUGAUGUUGUUCGCGACAUCAUUAUGGGUGUCUCCGAUGGCCUCACCGUCCCCUUUGCCCUCGCAGCGGGACUUUCCGGUGCCGAUGUUACCUCCAGCAUCAUCCUCAUCGCCGGAAUUGCUGAAGUUGCUGCCGGAGCUAUCUCCAUGGGACUUGGCGGAUAUCUGGCAGCUAAGAGUGAAGCGGAUCAUUACACGACAGAAUUGAAGAGGGAAGAAGAAGAGGUGAUUGCAGCUCCAGACAUAGAGGCUGCUGAGGUGGCAGAUAUAUUGUCACAGUAUGGGGUUGAAGCCCAUGAGUAUGGGCCUGUUGUUGCUGCUCUUAGAAGGAACCCUCAAGCAUGGGUUGAUUUCAUGAUGAAGUUUGAGUUGGGGUUGGAAAAGCCAGACCCAAAGAGGGCAGUAACAAGUGCCUUAACAAUAGCUAUGUCUUACGUAAUGGGAGGGUUGGUGCCCUUAUCGCCUUACAUGCUGUUCCCUUCGCCUGCAGAAGCUGUGAUUGCUUCGGUGGUCGUUACUAUAUUAGCAUUGCUUGUCUUUGGCUUUGCCAAGGGCUAUUUCACUGGCAAUCGACCCAUAAUGAGUGCCCUACAAACUGCAUUGAUAGGAGCCAUUGCGUCCGCCGCUGCUUUCCUUAUUGCAAAGGCAUUUCGUACCUAAUUUAGAAUCAUUUCUCAAUUAAGCUACUACAAUAUGACUGUCACUGCAUCGUGGUUCUCGAAUUGUAGUUGCUUCUAAUAAUUUCUCCCCACCUCAAACUAAUUAGCUGUAUAAAUGCACUUCCCGUGUUUAAUUA
Cucurbita pepo subsp. pepo (vegetable marrow) is the source of this 950-nucleotide messenger RNA. Lineage: Eukaryota; Viridiplantae; Streptophyta; Magnoliopsida; Cucurbitales; Cucurbitaceae. The record is from RefSeq and is a predicted model, not a curated record.